GGGUCAGAGCCCCCAAUUUGAGAAAUGCUGGUCUCCCCUGUGAAAUCUGCAUAGUAUAGGGUAAAAGCAUGCAAAAGACCAGAUUUCACGGGGUGAGACCAGAUUUCAUGGUCCUUGACACGUUUUUCACGGCUGGGAAUUUGGUAGGGCCCUAAUUAUAAGACCUGAUUAUCAGUUGCUUAUAACUUUGCCAAUCAUUAAUGGUUCAGGCUGAAUGGGUGUCUGCUGCAGGCUGAAUUUUGAGGGGGGAAGUUUCAACAAAAACAGCUCAGCCAUUUGCAAGAAUAAAAUUAGGGAAAAAUGCUAGGGAUUUCGGGAAGAGUCUGAUUGUCCACCAUCCCUACCUCACCUUCUCAUCCAGAGUUGGGGCCUGGCUGGGCAAGGAGUUUAAGGCGGGGCAGGGUAGGGAGAAAGACAGGGAUGAGGAAAAGGAAAUCCUCCAUAUUCCAUCCUGUACUGUCACUUGUUGUUCCGUUUCAGACCUGAAAUGCAGCUUUGGAGAACUUGCCUUUCCCCUGGGGUGUGGGAGGGGGAACCCUAUCCCUGAAUCUUCAUUUUUGACCUGCAAACUAACCACUUUCCUAAUUACGUAUUUGCAUACUCCCCGUAUCAUCUUCCUUCAUUGGAGUUUAGCUCUCUCGGUGAUGAUUGCAUUUGUGAGCUUCAGUGCAUAAAAAUGCAAGAGCUUGACUGAUAUUACUGGUUAGAGUGUCUCAUGUUAAAUGUAGCGCUAAACUUCUCCAACAUGCUUCUAUCCUGAUCUGCAGCAUUCCUGCCAUUCUAGUACUGAACUCCCUCUCCUUGGCAGGCUGCCUUAAUGUGCCAACUGCCAUACUAGCAUGUGAACAGAUGUAUGCCAGGGAACUAGAUUAGAAAGCUCACUUUUAAUUUUGACUAGCAGCACUGUAUUUAAAACUGAAUUGAAAGGUUAAUAUCCAUUAACUAACAUGCCACCUAGCUUCGAGGUGUUAGGAAUAUGUUCUGCAGACACAAUACUGAUCAGACAAAGGUAUGGGGAUUUGGAGUCCAGUGUGUAGUCUCUCAUGAACUUGUUAGACUGGAAAUAUUAGGAAGGAAGAGCUAGCCCUGCUCUAGUGGGUGGGAGUAAGGGGAAAGGAGGAGAAGAUGGCACUGCUGGAAGGUGGGGAAUAGUGAGCCCCUUUUGAAGCAUUGUGAAGGGGUAGCCUGUACAUUGUGUUUAAUCUCAUUGAUGGACAGUAUUAUCAUUGGCUCUCCAUGUGUUCAUUUACCACAGGGAUAUGCCUUGUGAAGUUAAAGCUGGUCCUGUAUAUUGGGUGUUUGGUUUUUUCCCCCCCUUCUGUUGCAGAGAGCCAACUGUUGCCUGGGAAUAACUUCACAAAUGAAUGCAACAUUCCUGGAAACUUCAUGUGUAGUAACGGACGCUGUAUCCCAGGGGCCUGGCAGUGUGAUGGGCUGCCCGACUGCUUCGAUGAAAGUGACGAGAAGGAAUGCCCAAAAGCCAAAUCCAGAUGUGGCUCCACGUUCUUCCCCUGUGCUAGCGGGAUCCAUUGUAUCAUUGGCCGCUUCCGGUGCAAUGGCUUUGAGGACUGUCCAGAUGGCAGCGAUGAAGAAAACUGUAGUAAGUGCCAAGUCUACCUGCACAUGGAGAAACGUCUUGUUUGUUUCAACAAAUCAAUACUGUACAAGAAGGAAACGUUCAGUUCUUUAACCCUGGUUUAGAUGCACACUCCCUGU
This is a messenger RNA of Chrysemys picta bellii (western painted turtle), 1716 nucleotides long. NCBI's taxonomy places the organism in Eukaryota, Metazoa, Chordata, Testudines, Emydidae. The record is from RefSeq and is a predicted model, not a curated record.